Fonsecaea multimorphosa CBS 102226 is the source of this 2415-nucleotide messenger RNA. RefSeq lists its product as uncharacterized. The record is from RefSeq and is a predicted model, not a curated record. Bases 1 to 2415 code for a protein of 804 amino acids. The transcript has a single exon. Lineage: Eukaryota; Fungi; Ascomycota; Eurotiomycetes; Chaetothyriales; Herpotrichiellaceae.
AUGGAUCCUUCUCAACCCCAACCACCACAACCCAGUCAUGAAGCCCGCUUUCACUACUCAAAACCUAACUAUGCUCAGCCUUCGCAAUACCAACAAUUUCCCCCACAUCCAUCAGUGAGAGUACCUCCAAAUGUCAAGCUGAGUGCCCGUCAAGUUCCUGCCGGCGUUGGUGUUGCGCCGCCUCCGAUCAGAUAUGACAGUCCUUCUCGCCAGCAGCAGCAGAGACCAACAGGGAACGGGAUGUUGGUCCAAAAUUUCAGAUUUCCCGUCGCCCCACCCAUACCUCCAUCUUCCUCGGGAAGAAUCAGACAGGAACCAUCCCAGUCGCCAGGUCGCAAGUACAAUAUGCAUCAAUCCUACGUGUCAUCAGUAGCGGAUGAAUACCCCACCCCCGGAACAACCCCCGGAUCGAGAUCAAGAGGCUUUCCAACUCCAACGUCGAAACGAUACUCCGGGUCUGUUUAUGCUGAAAGUGAAGCUCUCGGGCCGGAAGAGCGGUUUGAUCAAUACGCCCUUGAUCCGGAGGCAGACCGACCAGGCUCGGCCGAUCCAAUGCCACAAAUUGUGCGGCAAGCCAGCCUCGGGAAACGAGCAAAACCUGCCCUUACUACUAUCAAGAAUCGAGACAGCCAGAUCGAGCAGAAUAUCCCAGAAGAAUUUCCAGCUCCUCCCACUCAUAUGAAAAAGCAAGCAACCAUGGAUGCCCUCAGUGCAGCAGUGGCUGCAGGUAUGAGUAGCCAGUAUAUUGGGUCUCGUACAGGUACCCCUGUCUCGCGAAGUUACACUCCUGUUAGGAUGCCAUUUGACACGUCUCCUCCGUCCUCUCCCUCUGCCGAUAGAGAGUAUCUGCAGACCCCAAAAUCUCCAAACACAAUUGCCUCUGGAAUGAUGCUUGCUCAGACACCGGCAUCCGGACAUUCUCAGAAAUCCACGAAUAAUCUGCUUGGCUUGGGUAUCGAGCAGCCUGCCAUGAGUGACAAAAUCCCCGCCAGUCGACGGCCGCCCAGAUUGGAUAUGGAUGCAGUCAGGGAAGCCGAAAGUCGUGGCAGCACGACCAGCCUGGCAGACCUGAUCAGACGAGCAACAAAGCUUGCCGCCAAUCUCGACAGAGGCAAGACAGCAAGCCGCCUAGGCAUGUUGGACAUGUGGGGCAAUGGCGAAAAGAUGGGAGCGACAAAUCGCCAUUCUACCAUGUCCGAUAUGCUAUCGGCUUUUCCUGCCCCAGCUAUAGGUGGUACUCCGACAAAACGAGAUACUGCCUGGCCGCUCGGGGAAAAGGCUGACGGCUACGCCUCAACCACAGAUCUGUCCAAAAGCCACCACAGAAAACAACGGCGGAAAUGUUGCGGCCUGUCAUUACCGAUCUUUAUUCUCGUCCUUGUUGUCAUCAUCAUUCUCAUCGCCGCGGCUGUAUUAAUACCUAUAUUCCUAAUUCUUGUACCAAAGCAACACAAUUCUACCGACCUCAGUGACUGUGCUGCCAGUCAUCCUUGUCGAAAUGGAGGUACAAGCAUCGUGAGUAACGACGCUUGUGUCUGUGUCUGCUCCAACGGCUUUACGGGAAGCCAGUGUGAAACGUCUGGAAACACAGCCGAUUGUAUGACCAUUACGUUGAACGAUGGCGACAACGAGUACAAAAAUGCAACAAUGGGUCUGUCAAUCCUGCCAUCCCUUUCGGAUGCACAGACGCGGUUCGACAUCGCUCUCAAUAUCUCGACGAUAUUAUCUCUUUUCUCAUUCAACAAUCUGUCGUGUACAGGUGAAAAUUCUCUAGUUGACUUCAACUCUAGCGUCUCAAACCUGGGAACGAGGAGGACGAGACGGUUCAUUAUGUUACCUGGCUUUGAGCCAAGCCCACCUAAGAUCAUCAAGUCUCAUCUACCUCAAAUCACCGCGCGUGCAGAAGCAGAGUGCUCAGAGCCGACCCUCGAAAGGAGACAAGAUGGUGGAGACGCAGGGACUUCAACCUCGAAUGGGAUUGUUUUCCAGGCGAGCUCGCCAACCAUAGGGCCUGUCAGUCCAACAGGAUCUGUGGUAACUGGUGCUUCGACUGUUACAAGCGUGACUGCGACGACGGCCGCUGGCUCCGCCACCACAACAGCGUCACAAUCCCCAUCUGCUACUACAAGUGGCGUCUCUGGGCCUUCUGCAUCAGCCAUCAGCAGCGAAGAGCUCGACUUUGCUAAAGUCGUCGUUCUCUUCGUGCUGCAACAAUCUCAAACCAUGACUGGGGCUGUCAACGCCCAACAGCGCAUAGACUCGUUCUUUGCUCAACAGAUAAAAGGCAACGCCACGACUGACAAGGUGGACGUCGGAUCUGAGAGCUUAGUGCUUACCGCGGAUUUUGACAAGUUCACUAUCACCGAAGGGGACGGACAGGUUGUGGGUGGGCAGGAAGGUUCGGGAUCGCGAUGA